AUGACCUGCGGCGCUCGACUUGCUGCUCUGGCUGGAACAAGUGCAGGCUGGAUCACCUUGAGGUAUCUGGACCGACGAGAGAAGCGCAGAGCUGCGCAAGUUGCUUCGUGCAGCACCUGGACGAAGAACUUGCUCUUUCUGCCCCCGUCGGGUUUCUGGGCUGAUGACGACUGGUACGACCUGCAGAUGGCGCGGCGCUUGCCCCUCUGCCAAGACUGCCUGCGCGAGUUCGUGUAUGCCUUGCCGCCGCUCUCUGGAAAGUUUGUCGUGGACUUGGGUGCUGGAACCGGGCGGUCCGCCGCAGCGGUAGCUGCAGCAUAUCCCCGGGCGCACUUCACGCUCAUCGACCCUGACGAGGGUCGCCUGAGAACGGCACUGAUCAAGCUGCGCCGGGCGGCGGAGGCUUCGGCAGUGUCCUCGUCGGAGGUGCCGGAGCCGCACCUCGUUGUUGCGGCAGUGCGUUCUGGAGAGCCUUUGCCGGGUCUCCCAGAAGGCACUGUGUCGGGCUACGACUGCGUGCUCGCGCUCCAGGCCGUGCGGCACAUCGUCGCCCCUGCGGCCCAUUACGCCGAGAAGCACGGGCUCGCGACGGCCGCAGGACCCGAGCAGAUCCGCGAGGGUUACGCCAAAGUCUUCAAAGGGAUCUAUUCGAGCCUGGUGCCUGGUGGCCAUGUUUUUCUGGGUGACCGUGUCUCCCACGGCCAUCCCGGCGUCUACGAGCACUGCAGGCUACUGGAGGAUGCUGGGUUCCUCGAGAUUGACAUCGCUUGGAGGCAAGACGAUUGGUUCGUCAUCGGCGCUCGCCGCCCCAUUUGA
Messenger RNA from Symbiodinium necroappetens, 816 nucleotides. The record is from the annotation of a GenBank genome assembly. NCBI's taxonomy places the organism in Eukaryota, Dinophyceae, Suessiales, Symbiodiniaceae.